UAUAGAGAAUAUUCUUCUGUGCAGAUAGCUCGCUUCGUGCACGUCUAGAACCAGUCGGAACGGAAAAAUUAAGUAACUUAAGAAGCGACUUCUGCUGAGACCAGCACAAAUCAGCGGAGAUCGUAUAAAGCUAUGUUUAUUUCCCAAUAAUAAACAAUAUAUUAAGGAACGCAAACAGAAUCAUGAUGCCCAGCUGGAGUUUAAUGUGCCUGCUUCUGGUGUUAUCUUUAUCGUUGAGCCUAAGUCUGCGCCUGGAGAACCAAACGCAUGAGCAAGUCAAGCAACUGAUCGCUUGCAAACAGCCCAAGGCACCGGGAUUGUGUAGGGGCAGGCAGCUGCGCUAUGCCUACAACAAGGAGACGGGCAACUGUGAGAGCUUCUAUUAUACGGGCUGUGCCUCAACGGAGAACAAUUUCCUGACCUAUGAGGAAUGCCGACGCGACUGCAUGCAGCGUGGACGUUAUUAAUUUUUAUAAAAUAUUUCAUUUUAUUUUUAUAUUUGCGUUAACAGAAAUUCACAAUUAAAACUAUGUAUUAGACCUCCUAGCCUUUCUGGACUUGCGUUGUGGCUUGGGCGGUGCUUGGCUCUUGGGCAUG
This is a messenger RNA of Drosophila grimshawi, 597 nucleotides long. Its product is annotated as PI-actitoxin-Aeq3a. The record is from RefSeq and is a predicted model, not a curated record. Lineage: Eukaryota; Metazoa; Arthropoda; Insecta; Diptera; Drosophilidae. The transcript is spliced from 2 exons. Bases 183 to 467 code for a protein of 94 amino acids. Gene Ontology annotation, molecular function: serine-type endopeptidase inhibitor activity.